Messenger RNA from Funneliformis geosporum, 1077 nucleotides. NCBI's taxonomy places the organism in Eukaryota, Fungi, Glomeromycota, Glomeromycetes, Glomerales, Glomeraceae. The record is from the annotation of a GenBank genome assembly.
AUGCCUGCCAAACUCACCUUUAUUUGUAUCAUCGAUUCAACUAAUGAAAGAGAUACUUUAGACUAUAUAGUAAGAGAAGUGAUUGGCAUUAUUCGAAGAGAAGAAGACACAAAUAUAGAUAUUAAAAUAACUGCAUUUUAUCCAAAAGACUCUUCAGUACCAAGAUGGGUCCCCUUAUUCGUUCCUGAAAACGUAUUAAGAUUCACAGGAAAAUUUACUCUUAAUGAAUUACCCCCUCAUAAUCCAUUAGAGUUGGAUCAAAAUCAUUUACCCAUCAGCUCCAUCUCAGUAUUUAUUACAGGCUUUGCUAUCGAAUCAGUUCAAAAUGAAGAUAUUAUGUUUAAAAGCAUUAAAAUACUUGUCAAUGAAUUUACUAAAGGUACAAGUUCAAGAAAAAAAUUUCAAAUUAAGUAUAGGUACUUGAAAUCUGACGAAAGAAUCAACAAAAAACUUAUCAAAACAAGAAGGAGCUCAAAUCUAUUGAUCACAGGUGAAUUGGUUCAAGUCGAUUCUGAAUUUCAAGUUGAUAUUCAAGACGUCAACUUCUUGCCAAUGUUCAUUGCAAACCUUGAAUCAUCAACUAAGACCUCACCAUUUUCUAAAUAUUCAUAUCAAAAAUCGUCAAAAACUCCAUCAAAGGACCAAACUGAUAAAGAAUCAGUUAUCACUGAUAAUCACUCCUGUGUAAAACCACAAAACAGGCUUCAAUUUCCAGUAUUGGCCAAAAUUCCAGAUGAAAUCCAAGCUGUUCUGUUACAUCUUAGGAAAUUUCUAUUUCCCGUACACCUACACUGUUUCCUAGGAAGAAACUCAGGUUCCAAUUCAACCUAUUCUGAAUAUCAUAACAUCUUAGGUACGAUAGGAUAUUCAAUCAAUUUCAGAAUACUAGCACUCUAUUCAAGUACAAUAGGAGCCUAUUUACAACCAUUAAACCCAAAUCACAUUUUCAACGAACAGAUCCUAGAUAACACACUCCUACGUGCAGCCUUCUGGUUAAGUUUGCAUAACCCCUACCUACGUAACUAUGUAAAUAUUUUAAAUCAAAGAUCAACUACAACUAUAUCAGACCCUUUUUAA